ACCUUGAGGCAAAGGAGCUUUCCAUUUCGUAAUGCUUGAGGCUUGAGUCCAUGCACUGGUUAACCCUAAUGGUCCGGAGGUUGCACGCCACAGUUUUUAGAGUUUCGAUUGUUCCUUCCAAAUACAAUGAAAAAUCCCCUCCAAAAAUAAUAAUAAUCUUAGCAGCUCUUUGCAUAAGGGCACAUGAGUGAUACAAAUACAUGCCAAUAAUACGGUGUCGUUUGAAACAAUUUAAACAAGUCCCCCGGAUUUAAGGGAUAAGAAACUUAUCUACACACAACAAGAGGAUACGCGCGUCGAGAGUGUCAAGGGUCGGACGUGGAUAAUCUGUUCAACCUAAGAUAAAAUAAUAAUAAAAUAUAAAAAUCCAGUAGCGAGCGAGCGAGAGCGAUUAGUGGCUUAAGAAGAACAGUAACUAAUUGUUAUUGUAAUUAAAUUUUGAAGAAAAUCAAGAUCCCACUUAUUUGUUUCAUGUUUGGUUGUUUUGGAAUCGGAGACUUCACCAAUCUGCAGAAGUGAGCAGAAGAAAUGGUAGGCGGCGGCGGAAGUGUUGUGUAUUGGGGAAGGAAGAGAGAAGAAUUCAAAGGAAUCGCAGUGAUAUUCGGAUGGAUUUCAACUCCAGAGAAUGAAUUGAAGAGCUACGUGGAUUUGUACUUCUCUCUUGGUUGGAAUUCCCUUGUUUCUCAUGCCGAUUUUCUCACUGCGUUUUAUCCUGAUAGGGCCUUGUCAAUGGGAUAUGUUCUUCUCAAUCAGCUUGUUCAGGAGCUCAGGAUUAGACCAUGUCCAGUCGUCUUUGUUGCUUUAUCUGGUGGUUCUAAAGCUUGCAUGUACAAGGUUUUUCAGAUCAUUCAACGGACAUGUGAAGGUCACAUUAAUUUGGAUGAGAGUCGAUUGCUCAGAAAUUGUGUUUCUGGGCAUAUCUAUGACUCUAGCCCAGUCGAUUUUACAACUGAUUUGGGCCUUCAGUUUGCUCUACACCCUGCCAUUCAAAAAAUGCCUAGGCCAUCGAAACUUGUUUCUUGGUUUGCCAAAGGCAUUGUGUCUGGUCUAGAUGGUUUAUAUCUUACAAGGUUUGAGUCCCAGCGUGUUGAGUAUUGGCAGACUCUGUACUCUUCAGUUGAAUUCGGGGCUCCGUAUCUGAUUUUAUGCUCAGAGAGUAAUCACCUUGCACCUUAUAAAAGUAUCUGCAAAUUUGCUCAACGUCUAGAUGAUCUUGGGGGAGAUGUUAAGCUUGUGAAGUGGAAUGUUUCGCUUCAUAUGGGUUAUUACAAGCAUUGUCCAAUUCAAUACAGGGCUGCUGUGACCAAUUUGCUUGAGAAGGCGGCUUCGGUUUUCGCUCAAAGAAUCCAACAACUGGAUGGCAUACAUGAUGAGAUAUCUGAGUUAAUCUGCAACCUCCAGAAUGCAGCAGAUGACUCAAACGAAAGCUUAAGAAGGGUUGCUCUUGGACCAGGUGACCACUUCUUUGUGCCAACGUCAGCAGAAAAUCAUAAUAAUAGACAGUCUGAGCCUUUACAAGAUGAAAAGAAACAAGUGUCCGUUUAUGUACCCACCUCCCCUAGCAUCAAUGCAAAUAGUAUUCUUGGGCAAAUGCUCUUUGAUGUUUGUGUCCCCAAGAAUGUUGAAGGUUGGGAUAUCAGAUUUUCAGGUUCUUUGAAUGGGCAGCCAAUUGGUUCUGCUCAUCGCCAUUCACCUCUUAAUGGAGUAAAAUGCAUCCGUCGGUCAAGAUUAUAGUUAUAUGGUUUAAGCUUGGUCCAACACUUCCGUUCACUUUACACGCACAAACAAAAGCUUAGAGAUGACGGUGAGAUCUUACUGGACAUUUUAUGUGACAACUGGGUUUGUGUCGUUGACUAGUUUUUGGGCCAUUUCUCUGGCAUGAAGUGUACAGGUAGAACAAGAGCAUGAGGGCUUGUAAAUAGUGAAUUACAUGUUCAACAGAACUGGCUUUUCAUGUAAUGUGCUAUAUUGUUAGUUAACUUGGUUGGUCAGAUUAGUCUACUAUGCCUGUCAGGAAAGUACAAAGAAAUCUCAUGACCAAUCCCUCUCUUAGAAGUGAGGACUUCUAGUGGCUUGUGAUCUGAUGAUAGGAAGAGGAGCUGUCUGCUUAAAUUGUAAAUACUAUUGUAUAAUAUGUAUAAAUAUAUAUGUAUAUCUCUUUCUUUUUAUGUAGUUAA
Ricinus communis (castor bean) is the source of this 2177-nucleotide messenger RNA. RefSeq lists its product as uncharacterized. The transcript has 7 exons. NCBI's taxonomy places the organism in Eukaryota, Viridiplantae, Streptophyta, Magnoliopsida, Malpighiales, Euphorbiaceae. The record is from RefSeq and is a predicted model, not a curated record. Bases 529 to 1734 code for a protein of 401 amino acids.